AUGGCCUUCUGGAAGUCAUCAUCCAAAGAGGGCGACGAGAAGCCAAAGAAGAAGUCUCUCUACCAACGCUACGAAGACAAGAAGACAGGCCGCGACAAGGUCAUCCCGGACGAAGACCUUCUCAAGUACACCGGCAAGACCAGGGAAGAGAUCAACGCGUGGGCCAAAGACAGGCCGGGUGUGGCGGGAAACCGUGCCGCAGGGACGCUGGCCAUGGGUCCGGCCACGGGGUUUGGCGGUGCAGCGGCCGCUGAUGGAUACGGCGGAUGGGGAACUGAUGCCGGGUCGGAACCCAAAUAUCCACCGCAGAAGACGGUUAGCGCGGAAGGUGGUGUCGAGUCGUCGAAGUAG
Colletotrichum karsti is the source of this 351-nucleotide messenger RNA. RefSeq lists its product as uncharacterized. The record is from RefSeq and is a predicted model, not a curated record. Lineage: Eukaryota; Fungi; Ascomycota; Sordariomycetes; Glomerellales; Glomerellaceae. The coding region runs from base 1 to 351 and encodes 116 amino acids. The transcript has a single exon.